AGGUGGAUGCGGUGGAACGAUGCAGGAGGGCAGUUGUUUUUUCAGCUACGAUCACUUCAACAAGAUUUUAAAAGAAAAUGCCACCUACGACUAUUUCCUCCAGAGCAGUGUGUCUGUGCGACACCAUAAUUCCAGGAAUGCCGUAAACGAGGUGCGCCGCGAUAUCAUGUUCGUUGAUGCAAGAUUUUGCUGUUCAUUUGUGAGGGGAUACAGUGGCAAAAAUAAGUCUAAAGUAAAACACUGCCCAGCCUAUUUCAUUUUGCAGUAUGUUGAGAGACUGGAUUGCUUGGUCGUAAUGGAGGCAAACAACAAUCAUGUCCACUUGCAAGAAGAGCAUCAGCCUUCACUCACUCCUGCUAAUGAUGCAUCAGUUUCAAAAAAAGCUCGCGUUCGAAGGCGGCGUGACGUAAUCUCAGAUGACCAUUCUAAACAGAGUUCCUCCAAGGAAUCCACAGAUUUGUCACAGAAAGCAAAGUCUUUACCGGUGAAGACUCCGUCAAAAGUAAAAUGUGUUGCUCCUUCCCUCAGUGAGAUUACUGACUUUGAAUCCCCUGACGGCUCACUCUCUGUAGAAGCUGUGCAACGAUUAGCAACACUCAUGAAAAACUUCCUGCUCACUGAUAAAGGUGCCAAAGCCACAAUAACCAUUGGGCCUGAGCAGGUACUCGAGCUGUUGUGCUUUCAGACCAGUAAAAUGGGUGAGCACUUUGUAAAGUUCCCCGAGAGUCUCCUAAUACACAGAGUGGAUGUUAAAUAUGACUAUGUCUUGUAUGCUUUCUUGGUCGAGAGCAAAGAACGUGUAGGAAAACUUGUCCACUUUUCCUUUGUUAGAGAGGACAACGCACAAACGGUGUCCAAUAUUCUGAACAUCUUUCAGGACUUCAAUCCAGAUUGGAAAAAAAUAAAGAUUAUUUUUACAGAUGUGAGUUUUUCUCACAGUGCUUCAAUAAAACAGGUGUUCCCUUCUGCUCAGAUUCUUCUGUCUGUCUACCACACGGUUAUUUUUAUCGAAAAGAAUGUGAAGGCAAAACAAUCCUUUAAGGAAUGGCUCCGUAAAUCGAUAGAAGAUGCCAUAUUUUGCACCUCUCCGCAAACGUUGUCUUAUCUAUCUUCAAAACUUAAGCCCAAAAUGGACAAGGAUUUGUAUAAUUAUCUGUCUACAAACUGGUUUAAAUGUGAGUUGCUGUGGUACACACAUGUCAAAAAAGGCUUGCACUCGUGUAGUACCUAUAUGGACAGUUUGAACAUGGUAUUGGGUAAGAUUUCCCACCUGCUUGGAAAGCAGAACUCAAUGGAGUCAGUUAUUCGACAGUUUGUAGAGAAUGCGGACUGCUUUAACAGCAAAGGCUUGGAGAACCCUAAUGAUGGCUCUUUACGUUUUUCCAAGAAAAAUAAUAUAAAAUGCCAAAUGAUCAGGAAAAGAAAAAGUACACCCCAUUCUCUGGAUUCUGUAGCAGAGAACAACUUGAAAGGCAAGGAAAGCCCGUCUGAUGUCCCUCUUACACCCCAUUCUCUGGAUUCUGUAGCAGAGAACAACUUGAAAGGCAAGGAAAGUCAGUCUGAUGUCCCUCUUACACCCCAUUCUCUGGAUUCUGUAGCAGAGAACAACUUGAAAGGCAAGGAAAGCCCGUCUGAUGUCCCUCUUUCCCCUGUUUACAACACAGAUCCUCAUUUAGUACAUCCUUCGACCCUGACAAACCAAGAUGCCAUGUUUGAAUCUCUACAGGAACAUUGCAAUGAUCUGGCAUUUAACCUUUGCUCAAAGGAAUGGGAAGUUGUGCAAAAGUCCACACAAGUCAUAAAUGUGCGAGAGCAAUGCAUUGGAGUGCAGGUUCUGGAAGAAUCACAUCAGAUCUCAACUGAUGGUCGGUCUUGUACUUGUAACUUCAACAAAAUGUAUAAAUUGCCAUGUCGGCACAUACUGAGCAUGCUUUAUAUAGAGAAGAGAACAGUGGACCACACCAUGGUAUCACCCAGCAUGCAAAAAUAUGCACAAAACGUCUUGCCAAAUGCACAGAGCUCAGGCACUGAACUGCAUUUGCAAGAAGGAAGAGAGGAUAAAAUUAACAGUCUGACUAAGGAGCUUUCUAACCUGCUUUGUCAGUGUGAGGGAUCAGAAAAUCUGGUCAGGUCGUCUACAUUGCAGAUGAUAGUAAACAUGUGGAGUGUGGCAUCUAACACCUCCGACAAAGAUCACCAAGAUCUAGACAGUAGUCAAGCGUUGCCCUACAAGUGGGUGAAGAAAGAGCAGAUAGAGGGAGAGGAAUAUUCUGGUUCUCGUGAGCUCUGUAGACUAGAUGCAUUCCCAAUUCUGAGCUGAAACUUUUUUCUUUU
Molecule: messenger RNA, 2334 nt
Organism: Pelobates fuscus (common spadefoot toad)
Lineage: Eukaryota; Metazoa; Chordata; Amphibia; Anura; Pelobatidae
Gene: ZSWIM3
Product: zinc finger SWIM-type containing 3
Exons: 2
Coding region: 20-2320 (766 amino acids)
Molecular function (GO): zinc ion binding
Source: RefSeq, a predicted model, not a curated record